ACCAUGGGUAUUUUAAGGUGCAUCGUUCAGAACCUGUGUUUAAAAGAUUCAUCGUUCAGAAUCUUUUAAACACAAACAAACUCCAGAUGAUCAGAAAACUGUUGGCUUUCUAUUUGCACUGGAUUUCUUUGGAAAAAGAACAAUUACAUUGAGGAAAAAGACUUCAACAAGGACUUCUCAUCGCACCCGAGCAUCUACCUGACAGCUACUGUCACCAAAGAGGAUUUUUACUUGGAAAAAAUGCAGCAGGACACCUGGACAGCGCUUCUUGUUCCUGUCCCCAGCCGCUCCAUCAUCCCUCAGGUGGUCCUCCACAGGGUCCCGGCGGCAGCCUCCCAGAGCACUCCACCUCUCACCUCUCUCUCCCCUCCUGCCUCCUCCUCUGGCUCUUCUCCCUUUUCUCUCUCCUUACCAGGCUGCUCAUUCUGGCCUGUUGAGGCAUCAGGACCUCCUCCCCAGAAGAUCCCAAGGAGGGACCCCCAGCCGCCCCCUGAGCCUGUGGAAGCGCGCUCAACAGCUCGUGGCCAGAUCACGAUGCAGCAGGACACCUGGACAGCGCUUCUUGUUCCUGUCCGCAGCCGCUCCAUCAUCCCUCAGGUGGUCCUCCAUAAGGUCCCGGCGGCAGCACCCUCCUGCAGCGCUCCACCUCUCACCUCUCUCUCCCCUCCUGCCUCCUCCUCUGGCUCCUCUCCCUUUUCUCUCUCCUUACCAGGCUGCUCAUUCUGGCCUGUUGAGGCAUCAGGACCUCCUCCCCAGAAGAUCCCAAGGAGGGACCCCCAGCCGCCCCCUGAGCCUGUGGAAGCGCGCUCAACAGCUCGUGGCCAGAUCACGAUGCAGCAGGACACCUGGACAGCGCUUCUUGUUCCUGUCCGCAGCCGCUCCAUCAUCCCUCAGGUGGUCCUCCAUAAGGUCCCGGCGGCAGCACCCUCCUGCAGCGCUCCACCUCUCACCUCUCUCUCCCCUCCUGCCUCCUCCUCUGGCUCCUCUCCCUUUUCUCUCUCCUCUCCUAGCUCCUCAUCCUCUGCUCUCUCUUCAUUCUGGACUUGUGUUGAGGUAUCAGACCAUCCUCUUAAGCUCAUCCUGAGGAGGGACCCUCAGCCGCCCCCUGAGCCUACGGAAGCACCCCCAGCAGAUGCCUCUGCUUCCCCCUCUGGCUCUUCUCUCUCUUCUCUCCCCUCGCCUUUUCUCCUCCCUCUCCUCUCUCCUCUCUCCUCCUCCUCUUCUAGCUCCUCGUCUCCAGACCAACCUGAGCCACCCAUCAGCUGUAUUUCCUUCUCUCUGUGCUCUGAUUUUUUGCGCUCCUGGUCUAGGUGCUUGUCUCCAGACAAACCUGAGCCGCCCCCUGAGCCUGCGGAAGCACCCCCAGCAGAUGCCUCUACCUCCCUCUCUGGCUCUUCUCUCUCUUCUCUCCCCUCGCCUUUUCUCCGCCCUUUCCUCUCUCCUGUCUCCUCCUCCUCUAGCACCUCGUCUCCACACCAACCUGAGCCACCCAUCAGCUGUAUCUCAUUCUCUCUGUGCUCUGAUUUUUUGUGCUCUUGGUCUAGGUGCUCGUCUCCGGACAAGCCCAAGUUGGCCCCUGAGCCUUCCAAGGUGCGCCCCCCUGGACCACCUAAGCCACCCAGUCAGCGUUUUGAGGUGCGCCCCCCUGGACCACCUGAGCCAACCAGUCCACCUGGGUUGUUCGGGAACCAGCCUGAACCGCAGUGGGUGAGGGAUGUCCGGUCCUCAAUGGAGAGGAGGGAGCCAUAUGACUCCAUGGGGUGCAAGAGGACCAUUGAGGCUGAAGGUAAGUCUCCAGGUAAGUCAGAGGGGUUACGUCGUUAUUAUUAUACAUUUUAA
Messenger RNA from Lates calcarifer (barramundi perch), 1839 nucleotides. Its product is annotated as proline-rich protein 36-like. NCBI's taxonomy places the organism in Eukaryota, Metazoa, Chordata, Actinopteri, Centropomidae. The transcript is spliced from 4 exons. The record is from RefSeq and is a predicted model, not a curated record. Bases 241 to 1839 code for a protein of 532 amino acids.